AUGUAUGGGCUCAUCAAUUAUCCUGAGGUUUACGUGAAUCACAAAGGCCCAAAAAGUUGUGUGCAAAAUCUGGUGGGCUCCUCCACCGUGGUUGAUAUCUUUGGAUCCCAUCAUGUUCUUUGUCAAUUAACACAAGAACGCGACCUUGGCGUGCCUGACUUCACUUUACUUCUGUUUCCCGACACGUAUACCCUGUAUCCUAACGGAAACAAAUCUUCCGUCGUAUUUCUAGCCCGUAAUCACCUCACACUCUUUCAACGUAGUGGUGUCAUCAACUAUGGGUUACUUUUUGAACACCACCGGGACACGGAGCAUCAGGCUGUGAUUCUCGGUGGUGCCUCUUUUCCUUAA
This is a messenger RNA of Opisthorchis viverrini, 351 nucleotides long. RefSeq lists its product as hypothetical. Lineage: Eukaryota; Metazoa; Platyhelminthes; Trematoda; Opisthorchiida; Opisthorchiidae. The coding region runs from base 1 to 351 and encodes 116 amino acids. The transcript has 5 exons. The record is from RefSeq and is a predicted model, not a curated record.